Molecule: messenger RNA, 2056 nt
Organism: Medicago truncatula (barrel medic)
Lineage: Eukaryota; Viridiplantae; Streptophyta; Magnoliopsida; Fabales; Fabaceae
Product: protein ASPARTIC PROTEASE IN GUARD CELL 1
Exons: 1
Coding region: 95-1570 (491 amino acids)
Biological process (GO): proteolysis
Molecular function (GO): aspartic-type endopeptidase activity
Source: RefSeq, a predicted model, not a curated record
ACAAACUCAACAGAUCCAAUCACUUUCUCUCUCUAUUUUUCAAACCAAUAAAUCAAGCACUCAACUCCACACUCCCUCACUCAUAACCAAAAAAAUGGCUUCCAAAAAAGCACUUCUAUACUUCAACUUAUCACUUCUCAUUACAACAAUCUCUCUUCUUCCAUUUCCAACUUCCUCAUCUCGCAUCAUUACUUCACACACCUCCCUUCUUGAUAUCUCUUCCUCAAUUCACCAAACCAAACAAGUCCUUAACUUUAACCCUAAUAACAUUAAUCUUGUUGAAGAAACCCUAAACCAAAAACCCGUUUUUUCAAACUCUUCAUCUUUCUCAAUUCUCAUACAUCCAAGAGAGAAUCUUCUCAAUGAAAACCAUAAAGACUAUACAAAACUUAUGCAAGCUAGACUCACUCGUGACUCAGCCCGAGUUGACUCACUAACUACAAAACUCGAACUUUCUCUAAACAACCUCAAGAAAACCGAUCUCCACCCGGUUCAAACCGAGCUUCAACAAGAAGAUCUCUCCACACCAGUUUCCUCCGGUUCUGGCUCCGGCUCCGGUGAGUAUUUCUCCAGACUAGGCAUAGGUCAACCACCAAAACCCUACUACAUGGUUCUUGACACAGGUAGUGACGUUAACUGGAUCCAAUGCAAACCAUGCACAGAAUGUUACCAACAAACUGACCCAAUAUACGACCCAACUUCAUCAUCAACCUAUCAACCCAUGACCUGUGAAGCAGAACAAUGUCAAUCACUCGAACUUUCUGGUUGUCGUGAUGGUAAAUGUCAAUACCAAGUUUCUUACGGUGAUGGCUCAUUCACUGUUGGAGAAUAUAGCACUGAAACAGUCUCUUUUGGAAACUCCGGGUCAGUGAACCGUGUUGCUAUCGGUUGUGGCCACGAUAACGAAGGUUUAUUCGUUGGUGCAGCUGGUUUACUCGGACUUGGUGGUGGGUCGCAAUCUUUAAUUUCGCAGAUCAAAGCUUCAUCGUUUUCUUACUGUUUAGUUGACCGUGACUCGGGAAAAUCGUCAACUCUUGAGUUUAACUCGGUUCAACCCGCUGAUUCAGUACUUGCUCCGAUGUUAAAGAAUCAAAGAGUUAAUACGUUUUAUUAUGUUCAGCUCACUGGUAUUAGUGUUGGUGGGCAGAUGGUUUCUGUUCCGGCGGCGGCGGGAGAUGGUUCUGGAAGUGGUGGGAUUAUUGUUGACUCUGGAACCGCGAUAACGCGGUUACAGAGUCAACUUUAUAACUCGGUUCGCGACGAGUUUAAAAGAAUGACUCAGAAUUUACGUUCUGCUGAUAAUUUUGCUUUGUUUGAUACUUGUUAUGAUUUGUCUAAUUUACAAAGUGUUAGGGUUCCAACUGUGGCUUUUCAUUUUGGUGAGAAUAAGGUUUGGAGUUUGCCGGCGAAGAAUUACUUGAUUGCGGUGGAUUCUGCCGGAAAGUUUUGCUUUGCUUUUGCUCCGACGAGUUCUUCUUUGUCUAUUAUUGGAAAUGUUCAACAACAAGGGACUCGUGUUACUUUUAAUCUUGCUAAUAAUUUAGUGGGAUUCUCAAACGAUAAGUGCUAGAUUUGGACUCCGGAGUCGGAAGACCCGGCAUUCACGCGUCCGAGGACAUUGGUGGUCCUCUUAUCUUGAUCGGAUAUUGAUGGCCAUUUUAUUUUAAAUUUGAAUCGUCUGAUCUUGAUAAAACGAGCAUUAAUGUAUCGGAUGUGUGAAUGCAGGGAAUGAUGACUGCAGGAGAGUUGGGUCACUAGAUUUGUAGUAAAGGUUUAUUAAGUAUUUAACCCCCACAUCUUGAAUAUAAUAAUGUUAUUAUUAUAAUUUAUUAUAAUGUUGGAGGGGAGAAAUUUAAAUACUUAUAGUAUAGGUUUUACUAGAUUGUUAUAAUUAUGGCUUAAGUUGUAAGUUUAGUGAAAGGUAUAAAGGAAAAACAAAAGGGCUUUGAUUGAAUUGUUUGUUUGGGUGGUAAAAGACAUGUACCCAAAUAAACAUUUUACCUUUGAAUUGUAUGAUUUCUAAAUUGGCAGUUUUUAUAAUGAUUUAUUUAUAAAA